CCAUGUCAAUCAGUCACUCGCUCAGAGUCUCGGUUCUGGAAUCAGUCACAAUUUACAAUAUGCCGGCACUUACAUCGGAGAGUACCAAGCGGAAAGCUUCGGAGGAGGCCCUUUCCCCAGAGUCGCAGCAACGGAGCAAGAAAGCGCGCACUGAUUCCCCGGGGGACGAGCUCAAGACAGAAGAUGAACCCCUCGAUAAGCCGCCCAUGAGGAUUGUCCCGUUCCCGGAGAAGCCGGCAGUACUCGAAGAGCGUCGUGGCGAGAUCGAGUUUCGUGUGGUCAACAAUGAUGGCUCGCGCGACAGUUUCGUCGUCCUCACCGGCCUCAAGUGUAUUUUCCAGAAACAACUCCCAAAAAUGCCCAAGGACUAUAUCGCGCGCUUAGUCUACGACCGGUCGCAUCUGUCUAUCGCAAUCGUCAAGCAUCCCUUGGAAGUGGUCGGAGGCAUCACAUACCGCCCGUUCAACGGUCGCCGAUUCGCUGAGAUCGUCUUCUGUGCUAUCUCUUCUGAUCAGCAAGUUAAAGGAUAUGGUGCGCAUCUCAUGUCCCACUUGAAAGAUUACGUCAAGGCGACAUCGGACAUCAUGCAUUUCCUAACCUACGCUGAUAACUACGCUAUCGGAUACUUCAAGAAGCAGGGUUUCACAAAAGAGAUCACGCUUGAUAAGUCUGUCUGGAUGGGAUACAUCAAGGAUUACGAGGGAGGAACAAUCAUGCAGUGUACCAUGCUGCCCACGAUACGCUAUCUCGAGGUUGGCCGCAUGCUUCUCAAACAGAAGGAGGCGGUCCAUGCGAAGAUCCGGGCGUUCAGUCGGUCACACAUAAUCCAUGCACCCCCCAAGGAGUGGAAAAACGGAGCAUGCAAGAUCGACCCCUUGCUGAUCCCAGCUAUCAAAGAGUCGGGAUGGUCGCCCGAUAUGGAUGAAUUGGCCCGCCAGCCCCGCCACGGGCCGAACUACAAUCAGCUCCUGCAUCUGCUCAACGAUAUGCAAAACCACAGUGCCGCGUGGCCAUUCACGCAACCGGUCAACCGAGACGAAGUGCCGGAUUACUACGAAGUCAUUAAAGAACCCAUGGAUCUGUCGACGAUGGAAGAGAAGCACGAGAAGGAUAUGUACCCGACACCGCAGGACUUCAUCAAGGAUGCCAUGUUGAUCUUCGACAACUGCCGAAGGUACAACAAUGAGAACACGCCGUAUGCCAAGAGUGCCAACAAGCUGGAGAAGUUCAUGUGGCAGCAGAUACGGAACAUUCCGGAGUGGUCGCAUCUGGCCGAGAACCACUGAGCAAGUGACUGUGGUCUUUUGGUGUGUAGGCGUUGCUAAUUGGCGUUUGGUUUUGCGCGUGAUGAACGAAUACCCAAAGUUAUGAGAACAUGGAGCGUUGCUUUCUCUUGCACUUUUUUGUCUUGUUUUUCGUGUCGAAUGUGGACAUAAUUCACAGAAGGUUAAGUCUAUUGAACCUUGGAUGGCCCCGUCGCUGUAAUUCUGUGUCUUUUAGAAUGGGAUGG
Aspergillus uvarum CBS 121591 is the source of this 1510-nucleotide messenger RNA. RefSeq names its product histone acetyltransferase GCN5 (gene gcnE). The record is from RefSeq and is a predicted model, not a curated record. Gene Ontology annotation, molecular function: protein binding; histone H3 acetyltransferase activity. Gene Ontology annotation, cellular component: histone acetyltransferase complex. The transcript has 7 exons. Gene Ontology annotation, biological process: chromatin remodeling; positive regulation of transcription by RNA polymerase II. Lineage: Eukaryota; Fungi; Ascomycota; Eurotiomycetes; Eurotiales; Aspergillaceae. Bases 60 to 1286 code for a protein of 408 amino acids.